Molecule: messenger RNA, 1938 nt
Organism: Yamadazyma tenuis ATCC 10573
Lineage: Eukaryota; Fungi; Ascomycota; Pichiomycetes; Serinales; Debaryomycetaceae
Cellular component (GO): cytoplasm
Source: RefSeq, a predicted model, not a curated record
AUGGACACCUACGACGACAAUCCGUGGCACGAUGAGGAGUUCAACAUCAAGCCUAUCCGUCUUGCUAAGAGACGCACGUCUCUACCACCACCCGCACCAAGCCUCGAGUCCUCGUCCCCUGACGAAUUCAAAAUGCGUCCCAUCAGAUUGACCAGCAGAACCACCAACAACGACAAAAAAUCCUUUGAAGACGAUCACAGGCCUCGUAACAGCAAGGAUCUCAGUCCUAUAAUAAGUCCCAACACCCCACGCCGUCGGUCCAUCCAGAUAAAGAACUUACCUGUCAUUUCCAGCUCUCCUCCCAAGUUGAGGAUCGAUAAGAACUCCAACGACUUUAUAUUUGCCAUCUGUUUGGUCGACUUCCACCACAUCCGGGGGCCUGAGAUUGAAUGGUGGAAGUCCAACUAUGUGCCCGAGUUGGAUGCCAGCCUUUUCAAGAACUUACCGUUUCAAUCUCUCCCAGACGGGUCUCAUUUAUUUGAGGAAACCUUUUCCAACUUCAACUUGGUAUACGACUUUUCCACCAACAAGUCGUACGACAAUUUGAACGACUUGAUAAACUUUAACGACGACCCUCGAAACCUCCAGACGCUAUUUGGUUGUGCUUGUGUGCGUCAGAUCAAUAUCAAUGAGUUAAGCCCGGAGGAACUUGAGAGAAACAAGGAUAUCAAGCGGUCAAUUGUCCAGAAAGCAUUGGUGAUCAUCAACCGGAACAAACCCAUCUUCACCAAAAUCAAGGAUAAAUUGUCGAUUAUAACCAGAUCCUACUUCUUGCAGGAGAACCUUCUGAAUUACGAAGUGCUCGACAACUUGUUUAACAAUUUAAACCACGAAAUCAACUUUGACGACAACGAGGAAUUCUUCAUUAAUUUAAACCUCAAGCAGUCACUUCUCCAACUCCGGUCCAACUUCUUGACUAUCUUCAAGGCAUUGUUGUUGGAGAAGAAGGUGCUCAUUUACUCGAAUAACAAACUCGAACUUCUAACGAAGUUCCAAAAUAACUUGAUCAGUUUGAUCCCCAACCUCAUCAACAACCUCGUUUACUCGGGGUGUCAGUUAAGUGACUACCAAGAAAACUUCACCGGGAAGCUUAUGCAACCAGUGUCAUUGAAUACAGAGAACCGGGAUUCUAUGUUGAACUUCUUUGGUCUUCCUUUGAAACUCUUCAAUACUAAAGGGUCAUUCUGGAAUCCUUACUUGCCACUUCAGCAAAUCAACCAAUUGAACUUCCCAGAGACCAAGUCAUUUAUGAUUGGCUGCUCCAAUCUCUUGUUCGUGAACCAGCUGCGCGAUCUAGGCAUCGAUUUGCUUAUAAAUUUGGAUACUUAUGAACUAACAUUCCCCAAUGGUAUGGAUAGCGACUUGGUCUUGUCAUCCUUCGACAAAAGUUUCAUUAAUAAUGUUAUCAACAACUGCUCCAACGAUAAAGUGGUAGUAGAGAACGAGAAUUUCGUGGGCAGUGAUGACUACAUCAGGUAUCAAUUUGAAGACUACAUUCUUUCGUUUGUAUCUACAGUUAGAUUCAAUCAAUACUUGGAUAAGUUCAACCAGUAUCCUCCUGGUUUUACUAACAGCCCCAACGCAGAUGCCAAUGAAGACAACAAUCCCUACAAUGGAGACUUAUCAGCAUUUAACUUGGCAUUUGUCGAUGAGUGGAAAAAGUCCCACAACUUCGAGAUCUGGGACCUCACCUGCGAUGAGUUUGUGUUCAACUUCGUGACCCCUCGACAUGUGUCAGUUGACUCGACAAACACACUGGCACUCACCAACUUUUUUUCCAACUUGAACUUCAAGUUCAUAAAAAAUGAUGAACCUGACUCUGAAGUCAAGCCCAAUAAAUUUAUAGAAAAGCUUCGGGUUGCUCCUGAGCAGGGUCACAAGCCCAAAAAAUCGUCUCUGGAUGAGAAAUGGAAUUUUUUCAAAAGGAGCUCCCACUAA